CCGCGCGUAUCCACGCGCCGUGCACGCAGUACAACACGUGUGAGUGGAUUCGUUAUUCCUGUAACUUUUUCUGUUUCCAGUAUCCAAAUAUUCCACCAAAUUAACACAAAUCAACAAAUAUGAGUGCAGACAGUACAGCAGAGGUAGCAGUAGAGCAGGCUCCUGAGGAGACCCCUGAAGCAGUGACAGAUGGAGGUGACGCUACACAAGCAGAAGAGAAGAUGGAGGAAUCAACAUCAGCUCCAUCAGAAGAAACAACAGAAGGUACAACAGAAGCUGCAUCAGAAGGUUCAACAGAAGCUAAGAAAGAAACGGGUAUGUCAGGGACCGUAGCAAAGCACUACAAUGAUCUAAGAGAAGGAACAUUGUUCGACAGAGCCAGGAGCAGGAUUUACUACCAACGAAAUUUCAAUAACUGGAUAAAGAGUAUGAUCAUCGCAAACUCACUGAAGGCUGUUAACAGAAAGAAAGGUUGUACAGUACUUGAUCUUUGCUGCGGGAAAGGAGGAGAUCUUCUCAAAUGGACCAAAGGAAACCUCAAGAAAUUAGUCUGUGCAGAUAUCGCAGCUGUGUCAGUACAGCAGUGUCAGAAGAGAUACAGAGACAUGGCAGACAGGAAUAGACGUACUGGUAAUGCAAAGACCUUUGCAGCAGAAUUCAUUGCAGCAGAUUGUGCUGAGGUGAUUUUAUCAGAACGCUACCAAGACAAAGACAUCGUCUUUGACCUUUGCAGCUGUCAGUUUUCCUUCCAUUACUCAUUUGAGACUGCUGCCAGGGCAAGGACUAUGCUCAGGAACGCCUGUGAGAGACUGCGACCCGGUGGAUACUUUGUCGGAACCAUUCCUAAUGGAUACGAGCUUGUAUCAAGGUUAAAAGCGAGUGAAGAUCUGUCAUUCGGCAAUGAUGUGUACAAGGUCACCUUUGAGAACAAAGAUUCUUUCCCUCUCUUUGGAUGCAAGUAUGAUUUCCAUCUUGAGGGUGUAGUAGAUUGUCCUGAGUUCUUGAUCUACUUCCCUCUCCUUGAAGAGAUGGCUAAAGAGUUCGAUAUGGAAUUAGUGUACUUCAAGAAGUUCCAGGAAGUGUAUGAAGACAAUUGUGGUGAAACAGACAACCAAGCUCUCAUGUCAAAGAUGCAAGCUCUUGAGCAAUACCCUCCUGAGAAGGGCACCCCACCUGCCAGUAAGAAAGAUGAUGACUACAGCCAUGCUGUUACCAGGCAUACAGAGGUCAUGGGUAUGGAGAAUGAAGAGAAGAAACCAACAUCCAUCGGCACCCUUUCCAAGUCCGAAUGGGAGGCAUCUAGCCUCUACUGUGCCUUCGCCUUCAAGAAAGCUGGUGACUUCGAGGAAGAGGAAGAGGAGGAGGCGGCACCUGCUGAAGAGGAGAAGAAGGAGGAGGAAGAGAAGACGGAAGAGGUUGCCAAUGGCAACGGCGACGAAGCUGCCGAAGCGGAAGGCGAAGGUGGGGAGGAGGGCGGAGCCGAGGCAGAGGCAGAAGCAGAGGCUGAAGAAGGAGGUGGAGAAGAAGAAGCUCAAUGAGUGGGGAAAGGAAUCCAUACUACCUGAUUGAUUAUGAAUACAGGAUGAGCAUCUGAAGGAAUACCACAUAAGAAAAGUAAAGUCAUCCGCAGGAUUUAAACCAAUGAAGACAUUCAGGGGAAAGGAAAUUAAAGGCAUGGUUAAAUAUGUACCUUUAAAUCAAUACUUAAUGGGCACACAGUCCUCUUUUGAGAGACAGAAGAAUUUAAAUCAUACAUUUAUAAAGGAGUUAUUGGCCUUCUGUUUCUCAACAGAGUGUGUGUUGGUUCACCUAUUCAUGUUGUAUAUUUCUCGUGUGUUUUUUUUUAUCAAGGACACCAUUGAAUUUUCAAUUUUCAUUCGUCUUGCUUUGUAGAUUUCAGUUUGUAACAUGUGAAUACUCAAUAAGAUUAUGCUCCGUUUGAGUUCAUUUUUUUUAAAAGAAAAUAAAUGCAAAUUGACAAGGUGCAGUUUGCUGAUAUAUGCCAUCCAAGCACUUGUCUCAAUUUCACUUUCAUUUAUCAUAGAAAGAUUUAUGGUGUGAUAUGAGGGCCCGUUUAGCAUGAAUGGAUGUCAAAUGAUGGAUAUAAAGUAGGAUACAUGUGAUGUUUGUCACAGAAACUUCGUAUGUUUUGAAAUUGAUCUCAUCCUUUUCAAGACCACCCCCCUUGAUGGUGUAGAAAUCUCAGCUUGCAUAGAAACUAUUAUUUUGCAUAUAUAUUUGAAUCUUACAAUUUGUCCUAAAAUAUAUUUUCAUUGGAGGUUAUUAUUUUCUCUUUUAAAAAUACACUACUGUUUUUGUAUUGAGGAGUUUUUUUUUAAUUAAAACGAAAAUUAGGAUUGUUGCAUCUUGUAUAAAAGCUAUCAUAUAAAUCCAUUUUUGUUUGUGUGUAAUGCAGAAGUCUAUAGUGUACGUAUGGUAUACUCUAUCAAUCAAGGAGGGUUUACCAUCAUUGAAUACAAGUGUGUACAUAGAAUGUAUAUGUUAAGUUGAGAAUGAUAUGCACAAUGAAUUGUUAUUGAUCCCUGUGAAGAGCUCUGAUUUCCUAAUGUUACGUACCAGCUCAGGAUUGUUGUUUUUAUUUUCCCAAAGUUGACAGGUCCUUGCAUUACAAGAUCUAUUUAUGUAAGGUGUGUCAUUCUCCCAGCCUCAUUAACACCAUUUGAGCCUCAGUUUAUUACCAUCCCAUAGAAAUUUGCGUUUAACGAUUAUUCGUGUUUCUGUCAGUUUCCGAGAAUUAAGGCUCUUCAUGAUUUUGUGAAAUAGGUCCCGAGCGGGAUGUUUCACAUAUUAACUUAAGUGUAACAUAAGCAUGUGUCUCCUCAGAUGCAUUGGCUAGUGCGGAUGUGGUAUUAUAACCUGCAUAACAAGAAGUCAAGAGCGACUUUACCUCACACUUAAAUCUUUGUGAAAUAUUCCAUGGGUUUCCAGUUUAGAUACAAUUCUGCAAUACUAUGCAUCUUAGAUGGCAUUCACCUUCAAAUAGGCAAAGCAUGGGAGAUUUCAGACACGCCAAACAUACCUACUUAAAAUGUGUAAAGGAAAUGGAUAGAUUGCAGUUGUGUUUAUAUAGUCCCACCUAUUCUUUAUCUUGUUAUCAGUGAACCAGAUUGGUUUGUAUUAUGUUUUCAUCUGUCCAUGUAAUUCAGAAGUAGAACUGGGGACCAUUCCAUGAAAGUUGUCAGCACUGACAGGUUGUCGACGGUUACCAUGUAUUUACAGUCUAAAACCUACACUUCUUGGCCAUUCAAAACCAAGAGAAGAUGUCAUGGUCCCGUCUUACAAAGAGUUAAACUUGAUGCAAUCAACCUCAAUUCCAUGGAAUUCCAUCAUCAUAAUAUUUUCUCCAAGAAAUUUGAACAAUGUCCUUUGUAAACAAAUUGAAGCACACUGAAUCGUCAAGAAAACCAUGAAUGUAUGAAUAUGCAUUAUAGUUAGAAACUAUUUUUAACAAACAUGCAUAAUAAGUAUUGAUGUUGCUGGCUUUCCAUAGUUUUGGUUGAUUGGAUCAAUUGCAACUAUUUGUAAGACGGGGCCCAGAUCUGAUAAUGUUGAUGAAACAGAACGUUCCCCAUAUGCAAGCCCAUUCUAUUGGUGUUCAGACCUAAUCGGAUAAUCCAUCAUCAUCAUAAUUUUGUAAAUUUGAGGCUCUGCUUUGAUGAAUGUAUCAUCUACGGACAUCCUUCAGGUGAUCAAUGCCGUUACAUCACAACAAUAACUUCUUUGAAUAAAUAAAUUUCACACAGAUAAUAUUCACAAUCGAGUAAGAAAUCAUGAAAUGUUGUGAUCUUACCUUGAAAUUCUACAUUAUGUUUUGCUUUUUAUCAGUUUUAUACUGGGGUCCAUCGCAGAAAAAGUUGCAUUUAAACACAAGUCAAAAAAUCAAUUGCAAGUCCCAAAUGCAUGCUGUUGAUUGGUUGAAAAUCAAGUUGCGAAUGAUGUUAAGUUGUGUAUGAUUUUUAGAGUUGUGAUUGAUUGCAAUUCUUUCUGCAACUCUUCCUGCAACAGGCCCCUGGUCAGUUAAAACAAUUUUAGCCACCAUAGUGUGUUAAGACAUAAAAUGUGAUAUGUAUUUCUUUUACUAGCAUAUUCUCUGUAAGGAUGUUGGCAGGCACUCCUUGCCUGUCUUGGCUUUGCAAUAGGCUAAAUAUGCAAACCAAACCAUGCCAAUCUAUGUACAUGUAUAUUAUUACACUGUUUAAUUGGAAACACAUAGUACUUCAUGCAAUACAAGUUACAAUAUCAAGGAUUAGCUCCUGUGUGAUAUUACAUGCUACAUAUUGGAUUAUUGUACGUUGUUUCAUUGUUGUGUUUAUGGUUCAUUUUAGAUCAGUGUUAACAACGGCAUGAUUGAAACUUUUACAGACUUAUUUUUCAAAAACUUAUUUUCAGUGCCUUUCCUUGAAAGAGUGACAAACAUAUUA
Messenger RNA from Lytechinus variegatus (green sea urchin), 4442 nucleotides. Its product is annotated as mRNA cap guanine-N7 methyltransferase-like. Gene Ontology annotation, molecular function: mRNA 5'-cap (guanine-N7-)-methyltransferase activity. The record is from RefSeq and is a predicted model, not a curated record. The transcript is spliced from 11 exons. NCBI's taxonomy places the organism in Eukaryota, Metazoa, Echinodermata, Echinoidea, Temnopleuroida, Toxopneustidae. Gene Ontology annotation, cellular component: nucleus. Gene Ontology annotation, biological process: 7-methylguanosine mRNA capping. The coding region runs from base 120 to 1538 and encodes 472 amino acids.